Hansenula ciferrii is the source of this 699-nucleotide messenger RNA. RefSeq names its product SDR family oxidoreductase. The transcript has a single exon. Lineage: Eukaryota; Fungi; Ascomycota; Saccharomycetes; Phaffomycetales; Wickerhamomycetaceae. The record is from RefSeq and is a predicted model, not a curated record. The coding region runs from base 1 to 699 and encodes 232 amino acids.
AUGUCUUCAAACGUCGCAAUUAUCUUCGGUGCUGGUGCCAAAGUUGGUACACAUGUCACACAAAAGUUCUUACAGAACGGUUACAAAGUUGUUACUGUUUCAAGAAGUGACAAUUUAUCAUUAUCUGAUGCUACUGGUGAAAGUUAUUUCCAUUUCAAAGGUGAUUUAGCAGACACCAAAGUUGUUCCAUCUGUUUUCGCUAAAACUAAAGAAGUAUUCGGUGAACCAAAUGUUGUUGUUUAUAAUGCUGCUGCUGUCUCCAGAACUACUCCAAAUGGUGAAGAAUUUUUAAAAUUAACAGUUGAAGAAGUUGAAGCUGAUCAAUCUGUUAAUGUUACAAGUGCUUUAUUAGCUAUCCAAGAAGCUGUUAAAUCAUUCAAAACUUUACCAAAUGAAAAAUCUAAAGCUUUUAUCUAUACAGGUAAUAUUCAAUACUCACAACCUUUCCCAUUCAUCUCAUCCCUUGGGUUAGGUAAAGCUGGUGCUUACUCUGCAUUAACUGUUGCUAAUGAAUAUUUCUCCAAAGAUGGUUACAAGUUUUACUUUGCUGAUGAAAGAACUGUCGAAGGUGGUCCAGCUGUUACUGGUGUCAGUGGUGAAGCUGCUGCUGAUUUUUACUUCGACUUAGCUGAAAAUGAAAACAAGGAUAUUCCUGUCUUAGCAACAUUUGUUAAAGGUAAAGGUUAUGUCAAGUUUUAA